GAAGCUCCCGGUCUACAGCUUGCUUUCCCCCUUCGUCGGCGAAACCUCCCUACCACGCCCACCCCGAACGACCUCCUCCUCUAAAUCCACCGGCGCAUUGAGGAACCCAAUACACACAUAUACCACAACAAUGUUCUCACGAUUAAGGUUACCGCGCAUCGGCGCGGGCAUCGCCGCCGCCGCCAGAGCAGCACCGGCCAGACCUCUCCAGCAGCGCUCGAUACACUACGUGCCCCAGCUCUCUCACGACUUCAAGGACGGCGUCCCGGGCCUGCUGUCGGCCGACGGCUACGAUAUGGCGUGGAACCAAUACAUGACGCUUAUUCUUGACAAGCUCAAUGCCUUGAUUGCAGGCACCGACCUCGAACAACGCGACGUCAAACAAAUCCUCCUCGCCUCCGCCCAAGACCCCUCCCAAGCCCCCGUCUUCAACAACGCCUCCAUGGCGCACAACACCCACUUCUUCUUCAAAAACAUCACCCCGAACCCGAAACCCAUGCCAGAGUCCCUCGCCGCAGAGCUCUCCCACUCCUUCUCCUCCAUCGACACCCUCCGCCGCGAAAUGAUCCUCACCGCCUCCUCCAUGUUCGGCCCGGGCUUCGUCUGGCUCGUCAAGGCAGGCCACCAAGACUACCGCGUCCUGACGACCUACCUCGCGGGCUCCCCCUACCCGGGCGCCCACUGGCGCCUCCAGAGCACCGACAUGAACACCGUCGGUCUGGGCGGCUCCGCCAAGAACUACUUCCAGCGCAGCGCCGCGGCGCAGAGACCUGGUACGAAGCCGCCCGGCGCGCUUGAUGCUGUGCCGCUUUUGUGCCUCAACACGUGGGAGCACACAUGGAUCCGCGAUUACGGGCUCGGUGUCGGCGGUCGCGGUGGCAAGAAGGCGUUUGCUGAGGCGUGGUGGGAGGUUAUUGACUGGGAGGCUGUCAACACUGCGGCGGACAUUCCUUCCCGGCCACAGUUCAUGCGGUAAACGAAGCCAAGAAAGGGGGGGCGGCAAAUGUGACUUCGUGGGGAGGGGGAUGGUCCUGAGAGGUUGGUGAAGUAAGGCUUGGUUA
Messenger RNA from Colletotrichum godetiae, 1061 nucleotides. RefSeq names its product superoxide dismutase. Lineage: Eukaryota; Fungi; Ascomycota; Sordariomycetes; Glomerellales; Glomerellaceae. Gene Ontology annotation, molecular function: metal ion binding; superoxide dismutase activity. Bases 131 to 976 code for a protein of 281 amino acids. Gene Ontology annotation, biological process: superoxide metabolic process. The record is from RefSeq and is a predicted model, not a curated record. The transcript is spliced from 2 exons.